AUAUAGUGAAUGCAGGGUCCGGGAGAGAGCAGAUAUAGUGAAUGCAGGGUCCGGGGAGACCAGAUAUAGUGAAUGCAAGGUCCGGGGAGACCAGAACGCAGGGUAUAUAUAGUGAAUGCAGGGUCCGGGGAGAGCAGAUAUAGUGAACGCAGGGGUCCGGGGAGCGGAUAUAGUGAAUUCAGGGUCCGGGAAGAGUGGAUAUAGUGAAUGCAGGGUCCGGGAAGAGUGGAUAUAGUGAAUGCAGGGUCCGGGGAGAGUGGAUAUAGUGAAUGCAGGUUCCUGGGUGACCAAAUUUUAAAAAUGAAAUCCAUUGACAC
This is a messenger RNA of Staurois parvus, 317 nucleotides long. The record is from the annotation of a GenBank genome assembly. NCBI's taxonomy places the organism in Eukaryota, Metazoa, Chordata, Amphibia, Anura, Ranidae.